UUCAACAGCUACAUCAGUCUAAGGAGCUCUGUGUUUGUGGAGAGAGAGAGAGUUUACUGUGUCUUUCAAACUACUGGGAGCUUGACGGGAAUAUUUGAUGAGAAAGGAAAAAGGUGCCCUGGAUUAUUAUUUUUUCUUGCUCAUUUCUGAUUCUUUAGAAUAUUAUUGUCUGAAGUUUGUGCUGCAGAAUAUCUUGGAAAAAAAUAACCCAGGCAUACUGGUUGGAGACAAGGAGUUUUCUCUUUAAAAAUUCACACACCUCCGGCAAGUGAACCUGAUUAAAAUUCCAAGACUCUCAUCAUGAAGUCAAGAACAACAAUUGCAACAAUAUUUGCUCUGUUGCUGACUUGUAUCUAUGCCACUAAAGAAGCCACGAAGAAGAAAAAGUCCAAACUAUAUGUUCCUCAGAUCGACUGUGACAUCAAAGCUGCAAAGAUCAUCAACCCUGAAUUUAUCGCUAAGUGUCCCUCUGGAUGUCAGGAUGUCAAAUAUCGUGUCUACGGCACCGAUAUCUAUGCUUCUUUUUCCAGUAUAUGUGGCGCUGCUAUUCACAGUGGUACAAUUGACAAGUCUGGAGGGAAAAUCCUGGUUCAAAAGGUUGCUGGACAAUCUGGCUACAAGGGUAGUUUCUCCAAUGGCAUCCGAUCGUUGUCUUUACCACGGUGGCGGGAGUCCUUCAUUGUUUCAGAGGGCAAACCCAAAAAAGGUGUGCAGUACCCAUCAACACUUGAAUAUUCAUCUUCCUCAAACACACCUGUUAAAGGAGGUUCACAACGGAAAGAGUAUCGGACAACUGCAGUGCCAUUACAAACUACACAAGGUGCAUUUACAACAGCAAAAGCUGCUAUCAGGACAACCGAAUUUGUCAGCACAACUCCAAAGCCAGCAACAAUCCCAACUACAAUCAUGACAACCAUCACUAUCCAGGCAACUACUGGUGUAGCUACAAAGCCUCCGGUUGCGAUUCACAAGGUCAGGGACAUAGGUUCUAGCAACGUCCAUCCAGCUUAUUCCUCAGUAGCAGCUGUAGCAUCAAGGCAGGUUCAAGCUGUACAAGGAAGAACCCAGAAUCAAGCAUUCAGAGGCAGUUCCAGCCAUGCAAGUAGCAGAAAUAUCGCUCGACCUAAUACAGGUCUUCAACGGCAAGAGCCAAUUGUCUCAUUCCGGAAGCCUUCCACCUCUCCUGCCAAUCUGGCUAUAGAAACAGACUUGUGGAAACUGGGAUCAAGCCUUUUUGACACAGGUUUCAGUUCCAAGGAAGAUGUGGUCCCCAAACCCCUGGAACCAGUUUCACAGGGAAACCCAAAUUGCAAAGUUGAUUUAUCCUUCUUGAUAGAUGGCAGCUGGAGCAUUGGCAAGCGCCGCUUUCAGAUCCAAAAACAGUUCCUCAAAAAUGUUGCUCAAGCCCUGGAUGUGGGCCCAGCUGGUCCUCUUAUGGGCAUCAUCCAGUAUGGUGAUGACCCUUCAACUGAAUUUAACUUGAAGACCUAUACAAACUCUAAGGAUCUGCAAAAUGCCAUAGAGAAAAUACUACAGAAAGGAGGAUUGUCCAAUGUUGGGAGAGCACUGUCCUUUGUUAACAAAAACUUCUUUGAGGAUGCUAAUGGGAACAGAGGUAGUGCACCCAACGUUGCUAUAGUGAUGGUGGAUGGGUGGCCUACAGAUAAAGUGGAAGAGGCCUCUCGGCUGGCAAGGGAAUCCGGCAUCAACAUUUUCUUUGUCACCAUUGAAGGACCAGAUGAAAAUGAAAAGCAGAAUGUUAUUGAAACAAACUUUGUGGACAAGGCUGUGUGCAGGACCAAUGGGUACUAUUCCAUCAAUGUGCCCAGUUGGUUCAGCUUACACAAAGUAGUGCAGCAGUUAGUGAAGCGAGUCUGUGACUCUGAUCGCCUGGCAUGCAGCAAGACCUGUCUGAAUGCAGCGGAUAUUGGAUUUGUCAUUGACGGGUCCAGCAGCGUUGGCACUGGCAACUUCCGCACCCUCCUCCAGUUUGUCGCUAACAUCAGCAAGGAAUUUGAGAUUUCCGAUACAGACACCCGCAUUGGAGCUGUGCAGUACACCUACGAACAGAGGCUGGAGUUUGGCUUCGACAAGCACAGAACGAAGCAGGAUGUCCUAAACGCUAUCAAGAGAAUCAACUAUUGGAGCGGAGGAACCAGCACCGGAGCAGCCAUCAACUAUGCCUUUGAACAGCUCUUCAGCAAAUCCAAACCAAACAAGAGGAAGAUAAUGAUUCUUAUUACAGAUGGCAGAUCAUACGAUGAUGUCCGGGGGCCGGCUGCAGCGGCACAUCAGAAUGGAGUCAUAGCCUAUUCAGUAGGAAUUGCAUGGGCUGCCCAAGACGAGCUGGAAGCCAUUGCUACUGACCCCGACAAAGAACACUCCUUCUUUGUGGACGAGUUUGACAGCCUCUACAGAUUUGUUCCUAGGAUCAUCCAGAAUAUUUGUACCGAGUUUAAUUCGCAACCACGGAACUGAAAUCAGCAGCAGGCUCCAGGAAACACUGCAUCACUACAUGAGAAAAUGUUUGGCAAGCAGUGCCAGCCAGGAGGCUCAAAGGCAUUUGUGGCUAAGAGCCAAUGUCAGCUCUAUUCUCCAUGCAUGGCAAUAAUGGGCGUAGACUGAUCAAUCUCCUUCCCCCCACCCUUGCUGGUUUCAAAACUGAUUCCGUAGAGGAGCUGGCUACAGUCCUUGGUUAGAUAACUCACUUGACUCAAAUCUAUAGUUUGGAGUUAACUUCCACAUAGAAUAGGAGACUAAUAGGUCUAAGGCUGUAACCCAGAUGCACUGGACUUAGUGGGCAUGCCAGAGAUGGCAUUUGUUGGGUACCACCCCAUUUCAACUCUCCAGUGAUGCAGAAUGGCUAACCAACAGCUGGCUUUAAAAUAUUACAUGGCGCUUUGGAACCCGGCCUUUAAUUAAGAGUUGUUGGCAGACACAUGAGGACAGGAAGCAAGCAAAGGACAAGAGACUACAACAAGCAGGGCAGAUCAGGAUUUGGUUCAGGGGGGGGGCGGGGAAUCAGUAUCAACAAAGAUGGAGUAUGGCACUCACACCAGCUGUCCACAAUUGCUUUGUUGGGCAUAAUAGCACAAGUGUUGAAAGAAUAGUUUGGGGAAAAUUGAAGCUUACAGAUUGUUUAAUUACACAUCACAGAACGUUCAACUGAAGUUAGUUGCAAUGCAGGCCAGGCAGACAGAGUCUGUAACCUGGCACCAAAAGAGCAAGGCAGUAAAUUAUAUAUAUGGUUCCUACCAGUUUCCUUCCUGUCUUCAUAAAUGAGCCCAGAGAGCAGCUUCCGACAUGCCUAGUUCAGUGACAUCAUAUUCCUUCCAUCUCUUCAGAUUCUAAAAUCAAGCCUCAGCCUAAGAGCGAAUCUGCAGUUUUUACAGAUGCUUCUAGGGUUGGUGCUGUGAUGCAUUACAAAAAGCAAAAGUGGCAAUCUAUUAUUUAUUCUAUAUCCCAUAAGCCAGAGUAUUUAUCACUGGACACCAGCAUCAAAUAUCCUCUGCUGAUUUUACAACUGCUGUCACAAGCAACGGACCCUGUCAAUUCUCUUUGAUUUUAAUAUACAGCUAUUAGCACUCAGGCCCAAGAAUAGUUUUAUCAGCAAAGUGGGCCUUUGGUGUGUUGCAUAAGAUGUCAAAUAGAUGUUUAUUCCUGCUCUCUGCUUCCUGUUUUUUAAUCAGCUGCUGAUCCACAAGAGAGCUUGUUCUCUUACCCCAUGACUGCUAUGUUUACUCAGGAGCCUUUGGAGAGUGGUCUUAUGAUCUUUUAAAAAGUCUUGAGUAUUCACUAGGCUUCCCAUAUGUCAGGAAAAUUCCUGACAUAUCCAGGUUUUGGGGUGUAAAAAUGGCAUCGGGGGGAAUUUUGCCAGCAUAAUGCCAGAGAAAACCCAGGUGUUUAUGCACCGCAGCUCCAAAAGCUUAAAAUGACUAUUUUUUGGGGGGGGGAGGUUUCUCCCCCAAAAGCCCAACCAUUUUGGGGUCUUCCUGAAAAAAGCUCAACACCUUUGCAGGUGCCAGAAAUUUUACUUUUUGAAAUAUGGCAACUGUGGUGCUUUCUGUCUAGUGGAUCACACCUAUGUGCUUGUUGACAGGACUCAGCCUUUAAAGGAUUUGUUGUGAGUCAAAAUAUCAGUAUUGAGGCGCAUUUGGCUUUGCAUAUGGACUACAGCCACAUGGUCAGCCUUGAGUAUUGACUAUGCUGGUUGGGGUUGAUGGGUGAUGAAGCUCAGCGACAGCUGAAGGGUCCAAGGUUCCCUACCAAUUGUGUAUCUGCUAGUUGUAUCUUUCAUCAGUUUUCCUAGAACAGAUGUUAGGUUUUUUGGCUUGUAAAUUCCUGGAUUUCCUCCCCCCCAAGUGGUGCUGUGUUGCCUAUUUCCCAGCUCUCAGGUACAGAGGCCUCUUACAUAAGAGCAGCAAUAUCGCAUCUGAGUUAUUUUAAGAACUCUUGGGUGUCUACACCAUCCAGGCUUGGAGAUUUAUUUUUAAAUCGUCAUUAGGACUUAGAACUUUAUCUCAUCAUCAUCAUUUGCCUCGCCUCCCUGAAAAAGUCAGUUUACACACGGUAUUUCUCCGCAUCUUCUGCAAUGAAGACAAGUGCAAAGAAUGCAGCUGAAUGCAAACAUUUGCAAAGGAUUUGUGGAUGAAACAUGAGUUUGUAAAUAUUAUUUUAACUUUCCCCUCUCUGCACAUGCACCUACAUUAAAGAGCUUUUUAAAAAAUAACUUGCUGUACCCUUUUGCAAUAAAAGUUACAAAAAGGGUGUGCUAGAUCUCAUUUGCUUUGGAGGACAAAGAAAGCUUACACAAACCCAAUAAACCUCCCCCCCCCUAACUUCUGAAACUAAGGCCUGCGUAUGGACUUUUUCCCUUGUAAAGAAGGCAUGAGUAGACCCUUUUUGCUUCCUAGGAUUGUGAACAUAAGAAGCUGUCUUGUGCUGCAUCAGAUCCAUUGGUUCAUGUUGCUCAGUCUGGCUCUCCAGGGUUGCCGCCAGGGUCUUUCGCAGCAAUACUACUGGAAAUCCUAAAUGGGAGGGGGACUUUCAGUAAGUCAAGCAUGUGUUCCACUCCAAGCUUGGACCCUCCUCAAACAUCCGGACUGGUCCAUUCUUAAAUAGCCUUAUAAUUCUGACUAGAUGGACCACCGAGUUAUUCUACAUUGCAUUAGUGCUGAAAGUUUUACAGUGGGAUUAAAGUAAUGGCUGAACAAGCCUGCACUGAGUUUAGGGGCUGCAUUCCAAUAGCAUAUUCUCAAACUUAUUUGUGUGCCAGGAUUCAACCCCAACAUGUUUUCAUGGGCCUUAACGUGGUGCAGUGUAUGAAAGUGCCUUCAUAUGUGUUUACUCUCAGCAGUACUUUGUUUACUUGCAGUAUUUAUGGUCCACAUGCAUGAAGCAUUAGGGAAAGGGCUAAUAGAAAUUAUUUGUACUUCAUAAUCUGUGUGAAAUAUCCUAUUCACUUCAGUAUUAAAGUGCAAUAUAGAACAACCCAA
Messenger RNA from Podarcis muralis (Common wall lizard), 5495 nucleotides. It is a transcript of the gene VIT, whose product is annotated as vitrin. NCBI's taxonomy places the organism in Eukaryota, Metazoa, Chordata, Lepidosauria, Squamata, Lacertidae. The record is from RefSeq and is a predicted model, not a curated record. Gene Ontology annotation, biological process: extracellular matrix organization; positive regulation of cell-substrate adhesion. Gene Ontology annotation, cellular component: interstitial matrix.